Molecule: messenger RNA, 3119 nt
Organism: Apodemus sylvaticus (European woodmouse)
Lineage: Eukaryota; Metazoa; Chordata; Mammalia; Rodentia; Muridae
Product: oocyte zinc finger protein XlCOF6-like
Exons: 4
Coding region: 109-2337 (742 amino acids)
Biological process (GO): negative regulation of transcription by RNA polymerase II
Molecular function (GO): DNA-binding transcription repressor activity, RNA polymerase II-specific
Source: RefSeq, a predicted model, not a curated record
CAGGUCUCUAUAUGCUCCAACAAAACUGCAUAACUAUAAAUCAAAGUGUGUUGUGAAAUUUCAAGGAGAGGUCCAAUAUUUGAAACUGGGAGAAGAACAACAAAAAGAAUGAGUGCUUCUCUGGUAAACACUCCACAGGGUCUGUUAACCUUCAAGGAUGUGACUCUGGACUUCUCACGGGAGGAAUGGGAAUGUCUCAGUUUUGCUCAUCGGGCAUUGUACAUGGAUGUGAUGGUUGAGAAUUACAUCAAUCUAUUGUUUGUGGAAAAUCAUCUCAUAUGUGGAAAACAUGGGAAGGUCUUAGAUCAAGACAUAGAGUGCAGUGCCAAUGACCAUGUGAAUAUGCAAGAGAAGUCUUAUAAAUGUAAUGAACUUAGCAAAAUGAUUAAUGAAUCCACCCAAAGUACACCUUAUAAAACUGACCACAGAGAUGCCUCACUUCAAUCCCCAAACCUGAAAAGACUUAAAGUUGGGAAAACCAGAGAAGUAUCCAAAGAUGAAGACUGUGUAAAGUGUUUAAAUGAGUGCUCUAUAAAUAAUCUAAAUCAAGGAAUACACAUACAUAAGAAAGGAUAUAACAGUACAGAAUUUGAUAAGGGUGUUGCGCCUAACCAUGAACUGAUGCUGAAACAAACCACUAAUGGCAAGAAGCUUUACAAAUGCAGUGAAUGUGACAAAUGCUUUACCCACAAAGACAGUCUUAGAAUUCAUCAUAGAACUCAUACAAGAGAGAAACCUUACAAAUGCAGUGAAUGUGACAAAUGUUUUAUCAAAAAAUCCCUUCUUCAAAUUCAUCAGAGAAUUCAUGCAGGAGAGAAACCUUACAAAUGCAGUGAGUGUGACAAAUGCUUUACCCGAAAAUGCCUUCUUCGAAGUCAUCAGAGAAUGCAUGCAGGAGCGAAACCUUACAAAUGUAGUAAAUGUGACAAAUGCUUUAUUGACAAUCACAGUCUUAGAAUUCAUCAUAGAACUCAUACAGGAGAGAAACCUUACAAAUGCAGUGAAUGUGACAAAUGCUUUACUGGCAAAGGCAGUCUUAACGUUCAUCAUAGAAUUCAUACAGGAGAGAAACCUUACAAAUGCAGUGAAUGUGACAGAUGCUUUACUUACAAAGGCAGUCUUAGAAUUCAUCAUAGAACUCAUACAGCAGAGAAACCUUACAAAUGCAGUGAAUGUGACAAAUACUUUACUUACAAAGGCAAUCUUAGAAUUCAUCAUAGAACUCAUACAAGAGAGAAACCUUACAAAUGCAGUGAAUGUUACAAAUGCUUUACUUACAAAAGCAGUCUUAAAAUUCAUCAUAGAAUUCAUACAGGAGGGAAACCUUACAAAUGCAGUGAGUGUGACAAAUGCUUUACCCGAAAAUGCCGUCUUCGAAGUCAUCAGAGAAUGCAUGCAGGAGAGACACCUUACAAAUGUAGUAAAUGUGACAAAUGCUAUAUUGACAAUUGCAGUCUUAGAAUUCAUCAUAGAACUCAUACAGGAGAGAAACCUUACAAAUGCAGUGAAUGUGACAAAUGCUUUACUGACCAAGGCAGUCUUAGAACUCAUCAUAGAAUUCAUACAGGAGAGAAACCUUACAAAUGCUGUGAAUGUGACAAAGGCUUUACCCGAAAAUCCCAUCUUCAAAUUCAUCAGAGCAUUCAUACAGGAGAGAAACCUUACAAAUGCAGUGAAUGUGACAAAUGCUUUAGUGACAAACGCAGUCUUAGAAUUCAUCAGAAAAUUCAUACAGGAGAGAAACCUUACAAAUGCAGUGAAUGUGACAAAUGCUUUCAGUACAAAGUUAGUUUGCAAUGUCAUCAGCUUGUUCAUACAGGAGAGAAACCAUACAAAUGCAGUGAAUGUGGCAAAUGCUUUAGUGACAAAGGCAGUCUUAGAAUUCAUCGGACAAUUCAUACAGGAGAGAAACCUUACAGAUGCAGUGAAUGUGACAAAUGCUUCCAGUACAAAGGUAGUCUGCGAUGUCACCAACUUGUUCAUACAGGAGAGAAACCUUACAAAUGCAGUGAAUGUGACAAAUGCUUCCAGUACAAAGGUAGUCUGCGAUGUCACCAGCUUGUUCAUACAGGAGAGAAGCCUUACAAAUGCAGUGAAUGUGACAAAUGCUUUACUGACAAAGGCAGUCUUAGAAGUCAUCAUAGAACUCAUACAGGAGAGAAACCUUACAAAUGCAGUGAAUGUUACAAAUGCUUUACCAAAAAAUGCCAUCUUCAUCUUCAUCAGCGAAUUCAUACAGGAGAGAAACCUUACAAAUGCAGUGAGUGUGACAAAUGCUUUACCCAAAAAUGCCAUCUUCAAAAUCAUCAGAGAAUUCAUACAGGAGAGAAACCUUAGAGAUGGAGUAAAUGUGAAAAUUGCUUUACUGACAAAGGCAGUCUUAGAAUUCUUCAUAGAACUCAUUUAGAUGAGAAACUUUACAAAUGCAAAUAAUGCCCUACAGAAAAUAAUUAUUACAAGUAGGCAAAACUUGUGAAAACAUUCAUGCCAUGUACAAAUCUCAGAUAAUGUGUACUAUUUCUGUGGGGAAAUACUUUGAAAAUAUGACAUUGUAGGAAAGUUACUUGUUCACCCUGAAAUAAUAAAAGAUAAAAACCAAGUAGGGAAGCCAAAAGAAUAUAGUAUUUUUGGACACUUUCCUUGAAACUGAAAUAAAUGAUUCAAAAGGAAAGCUAAUUAAGGUAUGUAAUACACCUUUCAAACUGGUUAAUAAUACUGACAGCAUUCUUUUGAUAUUUAACUCACAUAAAGAAAUUCAGACAAAUCUUACUUAAAUGAGGAUUUGAUACACUGAGCCACCAAACAAAAUCAGAUGUUCUUUAUCCUAUAGAGAUGCCUACAGGGCUGGGCAGUGAUGAUGCAUGCUUUUAAUCCCAUUAAUUUGGGACCAGAUGCAGACAGAUUUCUGAGUUCCAGGCUAGCCUGGCCUACUCAGAGAAACCUCUCAAAAAAAAAAAAAAAAGAUGACUAUAGAUAUUCUUGGAGUAUCCAUUAUUCAUAAUCUCUAUCAAAUGCUGGAUUUAAAUCCAGGAUAACAACUUACUAUGUGUCCCUUGUGCUCUCAUCAGAAAGAUCAUUGUCAUGUAAGUAUAUCUAAUAAAGCUUAUUGAUUAAUCCAG